Molecule: messenger RNA, 2569 nt
Organism: Capra hircus (goat)
Lineage: Eukaryota; Metazoa; Chordata; Mammalia; Artiodactyla; Bovidae
Product: WD repeat-containing protein 49-like
Molecular function (GO): protein binding
Source: RefSeq, a predicted model, not a curated record
AUGGAGGAUGGCUUCUGCACGUAUUUGCGGCUAGUAUACUCAGAGCAGGCUGAUGCUCGGGCUCGACAGCGAGAGGCUUCCUUCCAGCUGCCUGCUGUGCUGCAGGGGCUGUCUUUCGGGGGUCCCGUGCUGCGCAUUCUCGCUGCGCCUGAUGACACCUUAAUCACGAUCAGAGAAGAUGGUGCCAUUUAUUUCUGGUCCCUGCAGCUGAAGUUGAAAAGAAGAAAGCGGGUUUUUGACAAGCCCAUUAUUCGGAAGUCCAGGUGGGUGACGGAUGUUACCAUCAUGCCCCAGUACAACAAACUGAUCCUAGGGACUGGAAACCGUGAAAUCCAGCUGUAUGAACUCUCUAACUUGGAGCCGUACCGUCAGGUUGGUGGCCUGGAAGCUGUCGCGCUGAAACUGAACUGCGGGCGAGCAGAAUGUGAUCAAACGGUUUUCUGCAUCCACAAAGGAGUCAAGGCAUUUACGUUCUGCAAGGGAAAGAACUUACUGUUGACAGGUGGAAUGCAUCGGAUAAUUAGAGUCUGGAAUCCUUAUCUGCCUGGAAAACCAACAGGUAUGCUGAGAAGCCACACAGCUCCAGUGAUUUACAUCCAUGUGUCUGCUGAGGAUAACAAGAUAUUUUCCAUGUCCACCCACAACACCAUUGAGAUCUGGGAUCUGGAGACCAACAGCUGCUUGUUCACUGCCUCCUCCAAAGCCAGCGGCAUUCGGGGUGAGCCCGGGGCCUGCCUCUACCUCCCCAGUCCCAGAGCCCUGUAUGUGGCCACUGAUAUCCUAGCACUCCUGCACCUGAGGCUGAGCUGUCCCCACGAGCCUCACUCAGUGGUUUCCCACAAGGAGUCCGGGGUAUGCUGCCGGGACAACCCCACAUUCAGGCAGGUGGUCAGCUGUUCAGAAGCAUCUGUGGUGAAAGUAUGGGACUUUGAAACGGGAAGACUGUUGUCUGGAUUUACUGGGGCUCAUGGCAAUGCUGGAAUCACCUGUCUGACCUUUGACUCCAGUGGAAGAAGGCUGAUUACUGGGGGCAGAGACGGCUGUCUGAAAAUACGGAGCUACAACAGUGGGCAAUGUCUGCACACUCUGAAACACAACGGAGAGCAAGGUGAAGUCUGUGAUGGCACCUACUUGGAAGUGAACCAAAAUAAGUGUAUCAUAGCGGUUGGAUGGGAGAGAAGAAUAGAUGUGUACUUUGACACACCGUGUGACUUUCAUCACUUCCAGAAGCCACAGCCACACUGGCAAGAUGACUUGAACCAUGGGCACAAGGAAGACAUCCUCUGUGUGGCUCAUUGUCCACCUCUCCUCGCCACCUCCAGUUACAAUGGGGAGAUUAUCAUCCGGAAUAUCAUCUCAGGCCACGUGUACUGCAAGCUGAAUUCCCCCAGCUCCUCUGACAGCACAGAAGAUAGCGAAGGCCCAGAAGGAAGUGUCUCCUGCCUCGCCUUCCUCAAGACUCGGGCAGCCAACUUGGAAUCAGCCUCCGCUUCGCUGAUGGCCAACGGGCCCUGAGGUGAGAUUUGCUCCUAUAAGUUGGGUAGUGGGUUGGAAAUAAGUUCCAUACCUUAUUCCACAGACAAAGCCCGGGUCAGCAGCAUGGUGGUGACGGCGGGAGAUGCCUGUGCUUACGUGGGUGACCAGCACGGCAUUGUGCACGUCUAUGACAUUGAGGAGUAGGGCCUGCAGGGACAGGAGCUGCAGCCUCCCACGAAUGUGAAAUUCUGGCGGGCCCACAUCAGCAUGGUGAAUCGUGAUUUGGAGCUGGUAGAAGAAGAGGUUAUGCUCUCAUCCUCCCUGGACCGCACUGUGCGCCUGUGGAGCAGGGACGAGGAGUUCAUCGGGACCUUUGGGCAGAGCAGCCCCUGGGACAUUUUCACUCCUGCCUCCUGGAGCCACCCUAGAGUGCCCCAUGAAGUCCUGAGAGAUCCCCAGAGCAUGCCUGCUCACCCAGUGCUAGAAGGAGGUGUUCCUGCCACGUGCAGAGGAGAAGAGCAAGACAAGGUGGCGGAGGGCAAGGCCAGUGCUGAGGUUGGUCCUGGCACACACAGUUCACCUGGGCUUGCUCAUAGCUCCAGGCAGAUCGGCACUGGUUAUCAACUGUACCCUGAAAGGGUCAAGGCAUGACCCAGAGAACCAAGUCAACUCAGGAAUAAAAGCAUAUCCCAAGAUCCUGCUACUGACCAGGGCCGGGGGCCUCCUGGUUCAUCUGGGGGUAGUUGGAGCUGAUCUCCCAGCAUCACUUGACUCUGUCCCUCUUUCUCACCAGCAAAAAGGUUGUUGUCUGUGGCCUUGGAACACAGAUGGACUCAGCACCAUGCUCGACCCCCUGUCACAUCAGAGAGACAGACGCUGAAACUGCAGCCCACAGCACACAGUCCCCAUUAGGAAAUACAUUUUAACACAGGGCUUCCUGAGUGAAAGGAAGGAAUAAUGGGUUUAGUGCCUGGGUCCAUGAAAGUCAAUGUCAGAGCAAGAGAUGGUGAAAAGACCCUGGUAGAUGCAGUGUCUUGAUUUAGAGCUCAGUGAAAUAUAUGAAUUUCCAGGAAAUGCUUGCCCUUUAAUAAAC